Molecule: messenger RNA, 390 nt
Organism: Fonsecaea multimorphosa CBS 102226
Lineage: Eukaryota; Fungi; Ascomycota; Eurotiomycetes; Chaetothyriales; Herpotrichiellaceae
Exons: 1
Coding region: 1-390 (129 amino acids)
Source: RefSeq, a predicted model, not a curated record
AUGCUUGAUGACAUUCAGGUCGGAUAUGCGAGUGCCCAGUUGAAGCUCGCCAAUGAAUCGAUCGAGCUGCCCACAGCUGUGUCUCUCUCGGCCAUCAGCUUCGGCAAAUCGGUCUACGUCUACCUCAACUUCGCCAUCGAUAUGCUGCUGUUGUUGCUUGUGUCAGAGGAGACUGUCCGCCAUAGAGGGUGGAAGAGCCUCUCAACUUUUGAUUGCACCAAGCGUAUGCACUCCUCUCCUAGGGAAGAUGACCUAGUGGAAGCAGUAGAACAAGGCACGGAUGACAAGGAUCUCAGAAGAUUUCGUCUGGCUGUCGCUGGGACUUUGGUACCGUACCAUGCCUUUUGCUUCUACAGCCAUCCAGUAGAUGCCUGUAUCGGGCCCAAUUAG